UUUAAACGCAAAUUAUUACUUUAGGACACGGGAGAGAAUUGGCAUUCAAAUUUGAAAUUCCAGGCAAUUGUCAAAUGGCCCGUGUUUUGUCCGCGUCCCUACUCGCAAAAAUCCCUUCCCACCUUUCCCCCCCACUGCUUACUUUUCUUCCCCUCCCUCUUUGAAAGCUUCACUCAUUCCUCGGUGUGUCAGUGUUUGUGUGAGAAAGACUGUGAAAGAGUGCGACAAAGCUUUCCCUUUUUUAUUUCUUCAACCAGAGAGAGAGAUGGAGAAGGAAUCUAUGGAGACUGAAGCCAAAGGGGUUCCAACGUACGGAGGCAGAUACCUGCAGUACAACAUUCUGGGAAACCUCUUUGAGGUCUCCGCCAAGUAUAUCCCUCCUAUACAUCCCGUCGGUCGCGGCGCAUACGGCAUCGUUUGCUGUGCGAUAAAUUCUGAGACCAAAGAAGAGGUUGCAAUCAAGAAAAUUGGAAAUGCAUUCGACAACAGGAUUGAUGCCAAAAGGACACUUCGAGAGAUCAAACUCCUUUGCCACAUGGACCAUGAGAAUAUUAUCAAGAUUAAGGACAUCAUAAGGCCACCAGAGAAGGAAAAGUUUAAUGAUGUGUAUAUUGUAUAUGAAUUAAUGGAUACUGACCUCAAUCAGAUUAUACGAUCUAGCCAGGCUUUGACAGAUGAUCACUGUCAGUAUUUUCUGUAUCAACUGCUGAGGGGAUUGAAGUACAUACAUUCUGCAAACGUUUUGCACCGAGAUUUGAAGCCAAGCAACCUGCUUCUCAAUGCGAACUGUGACCUCAAGAUUUGUGACUUUGGGCUUGCAAGAACUACCUCAGAGACAGAUUUCAUGACAGAAUAUGUUGUAACUCGAUGGUACCGAGCCCCUGAAUUGCUACUUAACUGUUCAGAAUACACAGCAGCCAUUGAUAUUUGGUCAGUUGGCUGUAUUUUUCUGGAGAUAAUCAGAAGGGAGCCACUAUUUCCUGGUAAAGACUAUGUUCAGCAGUUAGGGCUUAUAACUGAGCUAUUAGGUUCACCAGAUGAUUCAGAUCUUGGAUUUUUAAGAAGUGAUAAUGCUCGAAAGUAUGUGAAGCAGCUCCCUCAUUUUCCAAAGCAACCGUUUACAAAGAAGUUUCCAAAUGUGUCCCCACUGGCAAUAGAUCUUGCAGAGAAAAUGCUAGUCUUUGAUCCAUGCAAACGCAUAACUGUUGAGGAAGCUCUGAAUCACCCAUACCUGUCCAGUCUUCAUGAGAUAAAUGAGGAGCCCACUUGCCCUUCUCCUUUCAACUUUAGUUUUGAGCAGAAAUCAUUGGAUGAGGAAGAUAUAAAGGAGCUCAUAUGGAGGGAGUCUUUGAACUUCAAUCCAGAUGACUUGCUGGAGUAAGCUUGGCAAUACCUAUCCUCUUUCCCCUAGUUUGGUUCACCAAAGUUCAAAUUAAAAGAUUGAGAUUUUGGUUUGGAGUGAGAAUAUAUAUUACAUGUAAUAAACUUUAGUAUAAGCAGAGCAUUUAGGGAGAUAUCUUCUCCCCUCCAUGUCUUGAGAUGGUGGAUUGGCAGUUUGUUCGCAUUACCUUCUUUCCCCUUUCCAAGUAGGUGAAUUGGCAGUAACCACUUAAGAUUGGUAUGCACGGAAGUAGUACAACCAUCUCCAUGUCUUGAGAUGUUGUAUUGGGAAGUUGCUGAAUUCAGUGUUUACGGGAAUCCAGUAGUCACUGUAGGUUGGUAUGGAUAAAAGAAGGCUAUGUUCUCUGAGCCUUAUUUCUUUUAUGGCUGUGGCUUGUACAUUGUAAUCCAAUUUUACUAAAAGAAAGGAGUUAAAACAAUUUUAAAAUA
Molecule: messenger RNA, 1830 nt
Organism: Carya illinoinensis
Lineage: Eukaryota; Viridiplantae; Streptophyta; Magnoliopsida; Fagales; Juglandaceae
Product: mitogen-activated protein kinase homolog NTF6-like
Exons: 6
Coding region: 266-1381 (371 amino acids)
Biological process (GO): protein phosphorylation; intracellular signal transduction
Cellular component (GO): nucleus; cytoplasm
Molecular function (GO): MAP kinase activity; ATP binding
Source: RefSeq, a predicted model, not a curated record